Messenger RNA from Salmo salar (Atlantic salmon), 3268 nucleotides. NCBI's taxonomy places the organism in Eukaryota, Metazoa, Chordata, Actinopteri, Salmoniformes, Salmonidae. The record is from RefSeq and is a predicted model, not a curated record.
AGUUGAAUUGGACUGUCAGGGAGAGUACAUCUCAAUGCAGCUCUCUGACAGUAUAUCAAAUAUAUACUUCCAGACAAUAUCUUUUUAUAAAAAUUUUUACAUCGAUUUUCUUUUGGGGUUUUUUGCAAGACAGUCUGCGAACAACUUACUGUGGUUGUUUUGUUUUCAUUACUCUUUACACCGUCAUUCUGCAAAUUCUUCAUUUGGGUGCUAGCUAGCUAACGUAACAGUAACAUUAGUUGCUACCGCUUGAUUCUUUCCGAUUUGUCCACGUUCAAGGAUUUUUGGACCUCCGACGAACAUAUAUCAAAAUAGAUUUGAGCUAGUUUGUAAGAAAUGGAUUUUAAAAACUUUCCCAGCGAUUUCAGCCCUAUCAACGCUAACUUGAUCAACAGGCCCGACAGAAUCCACAGACUUUCCUCACUGUCGCUGCCCGACGUUGCUUCGACUUCCAUCAAGAAUAAUCUAUUCUCUCCUGGACCAACAAAUGUACUGUCACCCGUCACUAAUCUGGCCCUAAACAUGAACAAUCUAGCUGGACUUGGAAGCCAAAAAUGUGAAACUCCCAAGAGGAAAGGACAUGUGCCCCUUCUGAAGAUUCCCUCUUUCGCCUCCGACUGCUCGUCUGAUGCUGGUCUUGGUAUGGAUUCCCCUUUGGACCAUGUGGAUGUUGAGGAGAGGUUUGACAUGGCCGUUCUUCAGUGUGGGAGCGUUGCCAACGAUAAAAUGCCAAUCCGUAGAAUCAACUCUCUACCUAUGGUGUUAGGCUCCAGUCCGGCUCUGAAGAGUCCGGACCCGGAGAGCCAGCAGCACCGUUACGGGGCUUCCUGUGGACAUGGCUGGCAGGACAACAAGGAGAACCAGGAGGAGGAUGGGGGUUUUGAGUUUAAGAAGCCCACCAAACCAGCGUCUCGCUGCCGUAUGAGGUCCUUCCAUAGUGGAGGAGGAGACAACAAGGCCUUCGCCCGCCGGCCCAACUCUGCCCCAGCCCUCAUGCUGUCCCCGCCCUCGUCGCAGCGCCUCAGCUCAUUAGACGACAGCAGCCCCAUGAUCCUGCGGCGCUCUUCCUUGACCUGCUCCCUUAAUGAGGAUGAUGACGGUUUCCUCGAAGUUCUGGAUGACUGUGAGGAAGAGUGCGAAAUGCCCAUGGGGAUGGCCAGCCUGCUCACCGCUCCUCUAGUGAGGGACAACGCUGCAGCGGACUCGCCGGUGGUCCGGUGUCGACCGAGGGGUCUGUUCCGCUCCCCCUCCAUGCCCAGUCAGGUGGUCCGCGCCCCCCUGAAGCGCCCUGAGCGUCCCCGGGAUGAGAACACGCCGGUCAGGGUGAAGCGACAACGCAGCCUGGUGGAAACGCACAUCACCACCGUGGACCAGGACAUCUGCUCUCCCAGAAAGAUGUCGUUCUGUAACCACACUGAGAUUGAGAAGCUGCUGGACACUAGUGAGUCUGACAAGGAGUUGAUUGGGGAUUUCACCAAAGCCUGUGUCCUGUCCACUGUGGAGGGCAAGCACCAGGACCUGAAAUACAUCACUCCUGAGAUGAUGGUGUCCGCUCUGAGCGGCCAGCUGGAUCAUCUUGUCGAGAGGAUCGUGGUGAUUGACUGUCGCUACCCGUAUGAGUUUGAGGGGGGCCACAUCAAAGGAGCCCUGAACCUCCACCAGGAGGAGCAGGUCGAGGAGUACCUCUUACGUACCCCCAUCGCCCCCCUCUCCCCUGACCGCAGGGUCCUCCUCGUCUUCCACUGUGAGUUCUCCUCAGAGCGAGGGCCCAGGAUGUGUCGUUUUGUACGCGAGAGGGACAGGACGAUGAACGAGUACCCUAACCUGCAUUACCCAGAAAUCUACAUUCUCAAGGGAGGCUACAAAGAGUUCUUCCCUCACUUCUGGAUGCAGUGUGGUAGUGGUUGUUACUGCUCUCUCUCUGUGUAGAUGCAGUGUGAGCCCCAGGGGUACCGGCCCAUGCACCACCAGGACUUUAAAGAGGACCUGAGGAAGUUCAGACUGAAGAGCAGGACCUGGGCCGGGGAGCGCAGCAAGAGAGACCUGUACAGCAGACUGAAGAAGCUGUAGCCCCCCUGUGACCCCUGCUGCCUCCCCCUGUGACCCCUGCUGCCUCCCCCUGUAACCCCUACUGUCUCUAGCCACGAGAGUGCUGUAACACACUGUCAUAUCGCCACUCUUCCACUCCUGAGAGACCACUACAGCCUUCCAGUCCCCAGCCAGACCACUACAGCCUUCCAGUCCCCAGAGGACUUCUUUUGGGUGUUCCAGUUUUACCCCUGUCUUUUAUUCCCCUACGUAUGGCCAUCCCCCUCUGUGACUGCUGAACCAAGAUCUGACCACUGUGCUUAAUGUGACUGCCAGACAUAAACGAGGACUAUAAUACUGCCUCGUUUAAAAUCAAGUCACUGCCAGAUAUAAACGAGGACUAAAAUACUGCCUAGUUUAAAACCGACAUAAACGAGGACUAUAAUACUGCCUAGUUUAAAACCAAGUCACUGCCAGACAUGACGAGGACUAAAAUACUGCCUCAUUUUAAAACCGUUCAACUGAUGUCUCCUCACUGGACAGAUGUGCUGCUCAGAAUGAAUGAAUGAAAUGUGAGUUCUGUAUAAUAUUACAUACUCUAUUUUAUUAAGCACUUAAUUUAAAAUGUUUUUUUUUUUUUUAGAUGGCCGUGAGGUAUUUUGUGUUCCUCCUGUGUGCGUUUUUUGUUUUAGACUUUUUGUUUUAAAAAAAAAAAAGUGAGAUUCUUUUUUAGAAAGCCUCUCCCUAGGCCAUAAUCACACACCCCUUCGUAAUGUGGAAGUGUCAUUUAGUAUUGUUUGUGAAUUGUGAGGAACUUCUUCUAAUAAUAAGUAUACAGUUUGUAAAGCUUUUGAUAUUGAUAAUCUAAAAUUAACCCGUCCGCAUCAACAUCCUCGCCGCCUUUGACCCAAAAAGUACAUUUUUAAAAACCUCGUUCCCUGCGUUCUCUUUUGAAGUGAAACGUUCAAAUGCUGCAGGUCAGCGAGUUGUCAGAGGGUCUAAGUGUCUCUCAAAUAGCACACUAUUCCCUAUGUAGUGCACUACUUUUGACCAGAGCCCUAUGGCCAAUAGGGUGCUAUUUGGGAUUUACCUCCAUUGUUGCGCUGUUUGUCAGUCACAAAGAGCCCUUCUGUGUGAACAGGAAGUGUGUUAGUGAUUGUUAAUGGAAGUGUGUGUGUGUGUGUGUUGGAUCAACAUUUUUGUAUUAAGGAGAGUUGCUGAAUAAAUCUCACUGAAACAA